AAAAAAUAUCUGAAUCUGCUCCAUUUUAAUCACAAUUCCUCUUCGUUUUGGUGGAUCUUUUCUCAUCUGUUUUUACUCGGCAUUGUGGUUUAAAUGGAGCAGAUUAAGUUAAUUCUCAUCACUGUUUCUUCUUCUAGGGCGGACCUUCUCCGAUCUAAAAAAAUCUUAUUCAGUCAAGCUGAAAUUCAAUCGAAUCAGGCAUGAGUCUACUGAUUCUUUGUAUCGAUUUUGGAAUUUCAAACAGCAGAACAAAUUGAGAUGAAUUUUGAAAGCAGGUAACCUCUAUUCAAGAAUAACAUCGGAAUGGUUAUGAGGGGUUAACUGUAUAUUACGGAGCUUUCCAAAGGCGUGCAUUUUGCUUUUGCAAACAGAACAAGUGUACAUAGAAGGUAAUAAUAAUACAAAGGACAAGGAUGGACAUAAUUUUCAGAACCCAUCAUCAUCCCAUUGUAAUAAGCAGCAAGCUUUGACAUCGUCACCAGCAACAUUAUUGACACCAGAAGGAGAUACUUGCAGUAGAAAUUCUACGGAUGAAGUAGCAGGUAACGUGAAAAGAGCAACAACGGUAGUGUAUAAAGAAACCACGCAGGCGUUAUCUGAUGACAAUCAUAAUGAAAAAUAUCAGCAGCAGCCAUUUGACCGUCAACUUAGUGAAUUCACAGGAAAUCAUACGACCAUGGAGCAGAACCUUAGAUCUAAGGGUGAUGAGAGGAUGAGUAAAAAGUAUGUUUUGGAUGGAUACGAACAACUAUACUAUGCAGCAUAUGAUGGUGACUGGGAAAAAGCUAAUAAGUUUUUAGAAAACAAUCCAAAAGCGAUUCGAGAAGUGAUCACUGAAGAACUAGAGACAGCCCUGCAUAUAGCCGUACACAGGAAUCACCUGGUGUUUAUAGAGGAGAUUGUGAGAUUCAUGCCACCUGAAGUACUGGAAUAUAAAGCAAGAUGUUACGAAUCUACAGCACUUCAAUUCGCUGUCAUGUAUGGAAAUCUCAAAGCAGCUGAGCUGAUGGUUAAGAAAAACCGGAUAUUGACCCAGAUAUGCAAUUGUGACGGACGGGUACCCCUCGCUCUUGCUCUUAUGCAUACUACAGAUGCACAGAAAGAGAUAGUUGAGUACCUUUACUCUGUAACUAGAGAUGAGUACCCAAGUCCGUUCUCGGGUCAUGGUGGUGCUAGCCUGUUAUGUGAUGCAAUUAAUGAAGAGUUCUACGAUAUAUCGUCAUCUCUUGUCCUACGAUUUCCAGGGUUGGUGAGUACGAGGUCGAAGUGGUCUAAGCAAUAUGGAUUUGAAAUACUUGUUGAGAAGCCAUUUACUUUUUUAAGUGGAGCUAGACUAACAUGGUGGCAGCGUUGCAUUUAUUCGUUAAUUCAAGUGGACAUGGAUGCUGCACAUAUCCAUGACAACAUAGUAGAAGAGAAAAACUCUUGGAGGAUAGAUGAAAGGAACAAAAGAGAAAAAGACAACUGUUCAGACAGCUCAGAAAGCAGUGAAACAGACGAAGAGAACCCUUCACAAAGCAUAAUAGAGACCAAUAAUGAGGAUGCAGGGAACCCUUCAAAGACCUCAAAAGAAAUCAAAGGAAAUGAAAAGUGUCAUUUGGAGAGCUCAGAGGGUGUGGAGUGGAUCUUACGCUUCAAAAAUAGGUGCAGGACAAAUGGAGAGGGAAAUACUGCUCAACUUAUAUUUACAGAGGAACAUAAAGGCUUGGUUGAGAAAGGCGAGAAAUGGAUGAAGGAUACAUCUGGAUCUUGCAUGUUAGUAGCUGCCCUGGUUGCUACUGUAGCAUUUGCAGCUGCCUUUACAGUCCCUGGAGGUAAUAUCAAUGACAGUAAUGACUCUAAGAACGGCAGCCCGGUUUUCCUCGGAAGGACAUCGUUUAUGGUAUUUGCAGUAGCAGAUGCUUUAGCUCUGUUCUCUUCUAUCUCUUCAGUACUUAUGUUUUUGGCUAUAUACACAUCACGGUAUGCAGAAGAAGAUUUCCUCAAGUCUCUACCACAAAAACUGAUCAUAGGUCUUGGAACUCUGUUCAUAUCCAUGGCCACCAUAUUGGUUGCUUUUAGUGCAUCACUGUUUAUUAUCCUCGGAGAUAUAUUUGCAUGGGCACUGAUUCCUAUAACGCUGCUUGGCUGUGUUCCUGUAGUCUUGUUUGCGUUUUUGCAGUUACCAUUGUUUGUUGAAUAUGUUCGUUCUGCGUACUGGGGUAACCUCUUCUGGAAACAUAGAUAUAUUGAACCUACAGCUGAUCUAUAUAAUGAUAUAAGAAAAGAUAAUUGAACUUUCAGGCAUAAA
Papaver somniferum (opium poppy) is the source of this 2290-nucleotide messenger RNA. RefSeq names its product ankyrin repeat-containing protein NPR4-like. Lineage: Eukaryota; Viridiplantae; Streptophyta; Magnoliopsida; Ranunculales; Papaveraceae. Gene Ontology annotation, molecular function: protein binding. The record is from RefSeq and is a predicted model, not a curated record. Bases 677 to 2275 code for a protein of 532 amino acids. The transcript is spliced from 9 exons.